Messenger RNA from Mytilus trossulus (common blue mussel), 1418 nucleotides. RefSeq names its product selenoprotein F-like. Gene Ontology annotation, molecular function: oxidoreductase activity. The record is from RefSeq and is a predicted model, not a curated record. NCBI's taxonomy places the organism in Eukaryota, Metazoa, Mollusca, Bivalvia, Mytilida, Mytilidae. Gene Ontology annotation, cellular component: endoplasmic reticulum lumen. The transcript is spliced from 4 exons.
AACAUUUCAAUCUGGGACGUUCACGGGAUUAAUCUCCUUAUUUUGUCCGUUUUGUCAAGUGUGAGGAUAAAAACUUCCGGUUUUUAAAAUGACGGACCUUCCAGGUCUAUUAUGCUCCUUUUUCUUUAUUUUGUUGUAUUUUGAUGAUGUAAAAAGUAGUCUGCUGUCAGUUGAGGAAUGCAGGACAUUGGGAUUUGCACCAAGUUUGGUAUGUUCUCAGUGUAAAGAGUUGGACCAGUUUAAUCUGUCUCAGUUGACAGAAUCCUGUUCCAAUUGUUGUCAGAAGGAUGAAAGUGACAGUAAUACUUUAAAAGUUCAUCCAUAUGCAGAACUCCAUAUCUGUGGAUGAAAAUUGGGGCGGUACCCACAAGUGCAAGCAUUUGUGAAGAGUGACCGCCCAAAUCAGUUCCCUGGUUUAACAAUCCGUUACAUCAGAGGAGCAGAUCCCAUGAUAAAACUCUUAGAUGAGAGUAAAAAUGUUGUGGAGACGCUAGGUAUAGAAAAAUGGGACACAGAUACCGUAGAAGCUUUUUUUAAAGAAAGAUUAAAGGAUUAAUAUGUUAGCAUGAUGUGUAUUAAGGGUUGAAUGUGCGACAGUAUGAGAGAUGGUACGAAAAUUUAUAAUAGUUGAUGUAAUUUUUUUGUUAUUGUAUUGUUCAUUCCAAAUAUGUCAAAAAAUCAUUUGUAUCUUUCCAUUCUCAAUGUUAUUCAGCAUUUAUCUCUUUAUCACACUUGGAAAUAUUUUGUUUUAGAAUGCUUUAUUUACAAAAAUAAUGUAAAAAAUUAAAAAUUUAUAUUAGCUUAGAAUUAUUGAAAUCUCAUAAUCCUAUAUGGUUCUUUAUUUGUCAAAAGAGAUUUUGUGGCAUAAAUAAAUAUACUAAUUUACUUUCCACUGCAGAAUUUCAAGUUAACUUACCGGUACUCUAAAUUUGAAAAAUUCUCAAUAUCAGCAUUUAAUUUUUUUUUUGUUCCAAAUUGGUGAAUAAUCAUAAGGUUCUAAGAGUUUAUUUUGGAAGUAUACUCCUUAAAAGCAGUUGAGGUGUUUAAAUAUAGAAUAGCAACAGCCAAAAGAAAAAUGAUUGUUAUUAUUUCUGAGUGAAAGAUGAAUGAUAUAGAUUCUUCAUUUGGAUAUUUGUUCUAUAUAAUUAUUGCUAAUUUAUAAGUUACGCAGUGAAGUCAUCAUUUCUUUAAUUCAUUAGAAGUGCCUUCACAAUUUCAUGGUAUGGUUAUUGGAUAAUUUUUUUGUAUUUUUAUGUGUUAUGUUAACCUCUAGUAUGAAGGUCUAACAAUAAAGCCUUGUGGCAUGUUUGACUGGAGGGGAUAGAGGGAAUUAUGCAAUACAAAAAAAUAUGAAAUGUUUGUCUUUUGUCUAAUACUUGAGGCCAAAGUAUGAAAUAUAAUAAAAGUAUUUUAAUAAA